This is a messenger RNA of Physcomitrium patens, 1744 nucleotides long. RefSeq lists its product as uncharacterized. NCBI's taxonomy places the organism in Eukaryota, Viridiplantae, Streptophyta, Bryopsida, Funariales, Funariaceae. The record is from RefSeq and is a predicted model, not a curated record.
AAAGCGACGCACCGGAGGCUUGGUGGGCAUGAAUGAGCUAGAUCUCAUCUCAUCGCAGCUGUAGAAAGUGCAAAUGGUCUUUGUCAUUAUACACCACAUCUGUUGCCUGAUAUUUCCAAGAUUGGAUCUCAAAGGUAUCAAGCAACCUUUUCCAUCGAUAGCUGCCAUACUAAUAAGAUGACAGAACUAUGCUAUUAUGUCAGCCGGCGCAGAUAUCAACCUUCCCUGAACUCUGGAUUGCAAUCUGAAGAGUUCAGCUAUGGCGAUCGCUGCAGCAUCCAAUCCCUUGCAAGAGCUUCACAUCCGGCUGCAAGGUUCUACGGCAUGGAUGGAGGGUGUGCUUAAGGGAGCACAGCAGUCUGUGGAGAAGUUGGGGUACUUGUUACAUUCAGGUAGGGGCGAUUCGACGAACCAAAUUCGGUCUAUUCUUGGAGUGAAAGACUCGCCUGUAGCAGAAACUGCCGCAGCCAAGGUUGAACAAAGUUUUCAAGACAGACUAGAGAGACAGCUCGCUGCAUGGAGACGGAAUAGCUCUUGGGUCGAUGAGAUUCCAGUUCUGGAGGUGACGGUACCAAAAGGAGCUUUGUGCAAAUUUGAUUCACAUUUCGAACUUGGAAUACCUCCAGAUGCAGUAUACAACAUCCUCACUGAUCCCGGCAACAAACGUGUUUUCAAAAAUAUUGAGGAGGUUAAGUACCGCAAGGUGUUACAAGAUGAUGGUGACCACCAGCUCGUGGAAUUGGAGCAACUUGCGAGUUGGAGGUUUCUGUGGCUUUCUGGCACUCUGAGUGCCUGUGUUUUGGUGGAUCAGGAUAGGAGCACACAUAUGGUGAAAUACAAGCUUGCCAAAACAGGAUUCAUGAAAAGAUUUGAAGGGACCUGGAAAAUCGAGCCCCUGUUUCUUGAUGAUUCUGGCGCCCCUGUGCAAGUCCAUGAACGUGGAACAGAACGUGUUGCGUCUAUGGUCACCCUACAGCAGAUCUGGCAGCCAAUGAUAAUUCCACCACCGCCUUUCGGUGGCUAUGUACGCAACAUCUCCACAAAGACAACAACGGAUAUGAUUCAGGAACUGCAGGCUGAGGCAAAGCGGCUUCGUGAAGGAACACCAGAACCUGACAACAGCUUCAAAAGCCAAGAGUCGCCAAGACCCCAAAAAGCUGUGCUCUUUUCUGAGCAAUGGAAGCUCUCAAAGAAGUCUGCUCCUGGACGUCGGAGAUCGAGAAAAAGCCAAUGGCGUAUCAGGUCUGAAUGAGGCUUCUACUCUUAAAGACGCCAGCUUCUACGUAUCUUAGCUCACGUGCCGGGAAUUGCAGCUGCUAGUUUCUGCACCCGCAGGUGAACUCAUUUCAACUCUACACCACAGCGGCUUGAGAUUGGGAGCUGCUCCCGAUACUACCGAGAUUGCUUGAAGCUCGUGUGCUGUUCAGGUGCUGUGGAUUAGAGGCACGUUCACUUUGAAAGCACUCAUCACAAGUCGAGCUAUGGAAGAGCCACACACGAUGUGAAGCCUGUGUACCCGAAGAAGGUGAACGUGUAAAACAUUCAAACAUAGAGAGAGAACGAAAUAUAAAAAUUUAAACACUAGGUAGUCAAAAGAAGUUUGAACAUUGGUUACAGGAAAUCAUGAACAUUAGAUGUGUACUUCUCUAACCAGUCUCAAACUCUCAUUGAUUCUGAUUUGACGGAAAAGUUUCAAUUUGUAUCUCCUUUGUUUCAAUAUGUCUGACUAAUUUGUUGAUUGCUA